AUGACGACAUAUCAACCAUUACCUACGUCCGAUUCAUCUUCUUCCUUCCCACCAUCUCAUUCAGAGCCAUUACACGAGACAGAUCCAUCUUAUCGACCAUUACGACAAUCGGUUGAAGAUGAAUUCAACAGACCUCCUCCAUCAUGGUGGAAGAGAUCACUAUUAGUUCUUACGCUCUGUUUCAUGGCUUGGAUGAGCGUUUGGCUCGGUAGAAAAGGUUUAGGAACGGAUAAUUCAAAACCUACAAUUAUAUAUGCUAGCAGAUACUCUGAGGAACACAAGUACCGACCAGCCGCAUCACCCGUCAUAACCGAACAUCUACCUGGGAAUCGAAUUCGAUUGAGGGGAGCAUCAAUUGGCGGAGUCGGAAUCGCAGAAGAAGAUGUACCUUUAACUUCGGCUCAAAUAGCUGCCAGAGAUAAGAAACGAAGGGUAGAAGCUAAAAAUAAAGCUAGGGAGAAGAUGGGCUUAAGAGUUAAAAAGAGGAAAAAUUUGAAACAGCAAAAAGAAGAGGAAUGGGUGAAAGUUAGAGAAUUGGAAAAGAGGAUCAAAGGCGAGGUAUAG
Kwoniella shivajii is the source of this 564-nucleotide messenger RNA. RefSeq lists its product as uncharacterized. Bases 1 to 564 code for a protein of 187 amino acids. The transcript has 2 exons. The record is from RefSeq and is a predicted model, not a curated record. NCBI's taxonomy places the organism in Eukaryota, Fungi, Basidiomycota, Tremellomycetes, Tremellales, Cryptococcaceae.